UUUCUCUUUUUAUCUCUCUCUAAGCUUUAGUUCUAAUAGAAAAUUUAAAAGACGAUAAAAUGAUUGCUACACAAAUCUUUAUUUCUAUGAUUAUUUUAAUUUCUCCAAUCCAUGAUGAAAAGAUUAAAAGAGUAACAGAUCAAUCAAAUCUAGGGCAAACAUCAGCUCCAGCCAAAAUUCGUUCUAUUGUGUCCAAAUCUAUUAGUUUCCUUUUAUGGCCUGCAAAGAAAAUCUGGAAAGUAAUUAACGUAUUAAUACCGUUACGUCAAAAUAUCAGUACAAGAAAACAGGGAAUGGGAAAGUGAUAAAUUAAAAUGAAAUAAUUAAUAUUUCAACUGUACUUGAUAAUUUUUAAAAUUAUAUUAAAAUCGGUAUCGUUCAAUUAACACACAAAACAAUUGUUUUCUUUAUAAUUAUAAAUUUGUCACUUUAUUACUAGAAAUCAC
Messenger RNA from Melanaphis sacchari, 446 nucleotides. RefSeq lists its product as uncharacterized. The coding region runs from base 60 to 305 and encodes 81 amino acids. The record is from RefSeq and is a predicted model, not a curated record. The transcript has 2 exons. Lineage: Eukaryota; Metazoa; Arthropoda; Insecta; Hemiptera; Aphididae.